Messenger RNA from Prorocentrum cordatum, 1921 nucleotides. The record is from the annotation of a GenBank genome assembly. Lineage: Eukaryota; Dinophyceae; Prorocentrales; Prorocentraceae.
GAGGUGCAGGAGUGCCUGCCGGGCUACCUCGUGGAGCAGCUGCGGGAGCUGGGCAUGGAGUCCCCCAUGCCCAUCCAGCAGCAGGCCCUGCCACUGCUCCUGCGCGGCUUCGACCUCGUCGGCAUCGCGAAGACGGGCAGCGGCAAGACGCUGGCAUUCCUGCUACCCGGCGUGGUGCACAUCGAGGCGCAGGAGCCCCUCGACGGGGCCGUGGCGUCGCCGAUCGCGCUGGUGCUCGCUCCCGUGCGGGAGCUGGCGGUGCAGAUCGCGGAGGAGGCCAACAAGCUGCUGGCCAAGUCGUCGGCCUCCGCCAGGCACCCGAAGGGCCUGGGCGCCGUGGCGCUCUACGGCGGGGGGGCGCGGGUCAGGUGGGACCAGCUGGCGGAGCUCCAGAAGGGCUGGUGUCAGAUCGUCACCGCCACGCCAGGUCGUGCGUGCGACUUCCUGCAGUCUGGGGACCUGUCUCUGGGGCGCGUGACCUACUUCGUGCUGGACGAGGCCGAUCGCAUGCUAGAGUGUGGCUUCGAGGAGCAGAUGGGGCAGAUAGCAGGGUCCAUCCGCUCCGACCGGCAGACGUUGUUCUUCUCUGCGACUUGGCCUGCAGUGGUGCAGAAGCUCGCCAGCAGGAUGUGCCACUCGCCUCCUGUCCGCGUCACUGUAGGGCAGAAGCAGGAUGGCGACGGUCCUACCGCGCGGGGUGACAUCGUGCAGGAGAUAGUAGUCCUUGACGGCAUGGAGUGGGAAGAGGUAGACGCGAAGAAGCAGGAGAUCAUGUACAGUCAUAUCCGCACUCUGCUCCAGGACCCUGUGCACAAGGUGCUCGUGUUUGUCAACACCAAGAACAUGUCCUGGGAGGUCGCCGGCAAGCUCACCGAAGAGGGGUUCAGUGCCGAGUUCAUGUACGGGGGCCGCUCGCAGGAUGUGCGGGCAGACAUCGUGCGGAAGUUCAAGGAGGGCGAGAUCAAGCUCCUCGUCACGACGGACGUGAUGGCGCGCGGGCUCGACAUCCCUCAUGACAUCUCGCACGUCGUGGUCUUCGACUGCUACGGCGGUAUUGAGGAGUACGUGCACCGCAUAGGCAGAACGGCCCGCGGCCCCUACGGACGAGGCCACGCGCUGACCUUCUUCGAGUACGACCCCAAGUACUCGGGCAUGGCCAGCGAGCUGCUGGAGGUGCUGCAGCAGGCGGGGCAGCCCGUGCCCCCCGAGCUGCAGAGGAUCGCGGACGAGGUCGCGAGCGGCGAGCGCAAGGUGGUCCGGAAGAAGUGGUGACCGCGGGCGCAGCUUCGGGCCCCUGGGAUCGGCGCGCCGGCCCCCCCGCGCCGCGGCCUGCGGGGGCGGCGGCCCCUCUCGCCUGUUCUCGGGGGCAGCGGCAGGAGGGGACCUAAAUUUCUGAUGGCCCCUUCCAGUCAGGAGGCUGACGCUCCUCGGGCGGCUGCAGCCCAGGAGGGCAGAACAGGUGGAGGCCACUGCCGGCGGCCGGGACCGACAUCUCUCGCGCGCGCGCGUGGCCCCCUGCGCGCCCCGAGCGCUGCGGGUGCGCCAGAGUGAACCGCAACGCCCGCAGAGGGGAAGCGUGGACUGCUUACGCUUCAGUUCACCUCGAGUUGAGCUGCCUCCUCCGUUUUCUGGCCAGAUUGCCUACGCUUCAGUCUACUUCGAGUCGAGUUGCCUCCUCUGUCUUCUGGCCGCUGCACGGUUCGCCUGGAUUUGCAGUUUUCCCUGCACACCACCCCUCGCUGCAUGUGACGACGUGUGCACGGGCUGCGCACUGUGCCUUCGACAAUGCUCGAUCGCAAUUGGCACUUCCAUUUGCCGGCCGCGCCUGAGGAUCCUCGGCGCCGCCGGCUUACAAAUGUGGGCGUGUGUGUUUGCUUCAAUUUAUUUGGUUGCCCUGCGUGGCGGAGGUAGUCCUCGCAGG